AGGAAAAAACAAUAAUUAGUUAAUUACACAUCAGUUUGAUUAUGAACAAUUCACCCAAUUCUAUUACUCUGAAAACUAAACAAAGCAAAAAUCUCCCUCUUUAGGUCAAUGUCCAAGAUCCAAUUUUCCAUUUCCCAUCUCUGCUCUCACUGAACCAAAGUACCCGCUAAUCACUCCAAAAGGGUUAUCGACUUCUGUGUAUAAUGAUGGUAGAGACGCCGCCACUAGGGCGGUUCCAGUACCAGAGGCUGGAAUUCAAGCGCUGGGUACCAGCAUUCUUGUCUUCGCACAAAACCCUUUUCACAGUCUUAUGGAUCGCUGCAUUUGCAUCGGUGUUCGUGUGGCAGCGGAAUGUCGUGGGAGGAGGGUUCGCGGUGUUCUGGCGGGUGCCUAUGAGGCCGAUGCCCAGGCUGAGACCUCUGGCAUUUAAUUUGACGGAUUUUGGCGGAGUGGGCGAUGGGGUUACGUUGAAUACCGAGGCUUUUGAGAGGGCGAUUUUGGCGAUUUCCAAGCUGAGGAAGAAAGGGGGAGGGCAGCUGAACGUUCCUUCAGGGAGGUGGCUCACGGCCCCCUUUAAUCUCACUAGUCAUAUGACUCUGUUUCUUGCUGAGGAUGCUGUUAUACUUGGAAUUGAGGAUGAGAAGUAUUGGCCGCUAAUGCCUCCGUUGCCUUCAUAUGGAUAUGGGAGAGAGCAUCCUGGACCUCGGUAUGGGAGUUUAAUCCAUGGUCAAAAUCUCAAAGAUGUGGUUAUAACAGGACACAAUGGUACCAUAAAUGGACAGGGUCAAACAUGGUGGAAAAAGUAUCGUCAAAAGCUUCUCAACCACACAAGGGGGCCCCUUUUGCAGAUUAUGUGGUCAAGUGACAUUCUGAUCACUAAUAUAACAUUGAGGGAUUCCCCUUUUUGGACACUCCAUCCAUAUGACUGCAAGAAUGUAACUAUAAGGAAUGUUACAAUCUUGGCUCCUAUAUUUGAAGCCCCAAAUACUGAUGGAAUUGAUCCUGAUUCUUGUGAGGAUAUGGUAAUUGAAGACUGUUACAUAAGUGUGGGGGAUGAUGGAAUUGCAAUAAAGAGUGGCUGGGAUCAGUAUGGAAUUGCAUUUGGUCGACCUUCAAUGAAUAUUCUCAUCCGUAACCUUGUGGUUCGUUCUAUGGUCAGUGCCGGAGUAUCAAUUGGCAGUGAGAUGUCAGGUGGUGUAUCAAAUGUCACCGUGGAAAACGUCCUUGUGUGGAGCUCUAGGCGUGCAGUUCGGAUAAAGACAGCCCCUGGAAGAGGUGGAUAUAUUCGACAUAUAACCUAUCGGAAUCUAACAUUUGACAAUGUCCGAGUUGGAAUUGUUAUCAAGACAGAUUACAAUGAACACCCUGACGAAGGUUAUGAUCCUAAGGCAGUUCCAAAACUAGAGGACAUAAGCUACACUGGAGUCCAUGGUCAAGGAGUUCGCGUGCCAGUGCGGAUACAUGGGAGUGAAGAAAUUCCAGUUAGGAACGUGACUUUUCGGGAUAUGUCAGUGGGAAUAACAUACAAGAAGAAGCAUAUAUUCCAGUGCGCUUUUGUUGAAGGUCGUGUAAUAGGUACCAUAUUCCCUGCCCCAUGUGAGAAUCUUGAUCGUUAUGAUGAGCAAGAACGACUCAUUAAGCACUCCGUCUCCCAGAACUUGACAGAUGUAGACUAUGAUUUUUGAUAAAAUGUUGAGUUCCCAAUCUCCUGGGCAUAGCUUUCUUGAGUUGAGUGACUUCAACAUUUGUCUGUAUGAGAUAAGCUGGAUAAAUCACCCUGGAGCGGUUAAUCUCGCUCUUAAUGUUUUCUGCCAAAGUGUUAUCGAGUUUUUUUCAUUUCUUGACAGAGUUGUAUAUAUACAGAAAAUUCUCAGUUGUUCAUACAUUCAUGAGGGUGCCGAAAUUCCAUAGCUUGUUUUCUACA
Hevea brasiliensis (rubber tree) is the source of this 1924-nucleotide messenger RNA. Its product is annotated as probable polygalacturonase. The coding region runs from base 204 to 1685 and encodes 493 amino acids. The transcript has 5 exons. Gene Ontology annotation, biological process: carbohydrate metabolic process. Gene Ontology annotation, molecular function: polygalacturonase activity. NCBI's taxonomy places the organism in Eukaryota, Viridiplantae, Streptophyta, Magnoliopsida, Malpighiales, Euphorbiaceae. The record is from RefSeq and is a predicted model, not a curated record.